This is a messenger RNA of Puccinia graminis f. sp. tritici CRL 75-36-700-3, 2032 nucleotides long. RefSeq lists its product as uncharacterized. Lineage: Eukaryota; Fungi; Basidiomycota; Pucciniomycetes; Pucciniales; Pucciniaceae. The record is from RefSeq and is a predicted model, not a curated record. The coding region runs from base 1029 to 1598 and encodes 189 amino acids. The transcript is spliced from 4 exons.
CAAGCUUAAAAAAACCUAAAAAGAAAAAAACAGAUGGACAGAGAACUCUCCCUUUGCUGGGCUGGUCUCGGACUGGGUGCAUGGACUAGUCCUACUUCCUACACUUUAGGAUCUAAAUAGCUCGUCAGCCGCUUAUCGAGCUCUCUGCACCUCACCCAUCACCCUCUGAUCAUCUGAUCUUCUCCUUCCACUCUCUCUUUCUUCCCUCCCUUGCCCAACUUCUUCCUCUCCCCCUUCUUUCAAUUCAAGCUUUCCUUUACACUCCUCAUCCCCCCUACAUAUUAAUCCAGCUCACAGUCUGCCUUACACUACUAGUUCGACAGUCCUUCUACCUACUCUGAUCUUCUCUCUGUCCCCCCUUCUUGUUGCAAACUCCCUCAUAAUACUGUACCUUUCCUCGUAGUUUUGUCUGGUUCUUGUGCUUUCUUUUUUUUUUCUUCUUCUAAAAAAAAACCACACCGAUAUCGAAAAAAAAUUAAAGAAAGUUAUCUGAGUGGGCUUGGAUUCCAAAAAAAACAACAACAACAAGGUCAAGGUCAAGUCCAACCAAGAAAGCAGUUCACCGCUCAAGGUCUAAUCGCACAUCUCGCAGUCGGGCUACAAAUCUCUAGACGGAUACAAUCAUAGAUUGGCCGACGAGACAGCCUUGGGACUAUUUAAACCGGCCUACGACUUAUCUCCGUGUUUGUUUGUUUUCGUUUAUCCCACCACCACCACUCCUAUCAUCCGCUGUUUUUUGCCUCCUUCAUCUUGAAUUGAUUAUCAUCAAAACCAUCCGAAGCUGGUCUUCUUCAUAUCUUUAUAUCCCGUCCAAACUUCUGACUCACCUCAUCAUCCCUCUCCAAAAACUAUCGAUCUUCUAUCCCCCCCCCCCCCUGCUCCAUCCAAUAAAACAGGCUCCCUUCCUCCUCCAUCCACCCAUCCGUCUCUCUUCAACCGCCCCCUCUCAAAAAAAAAAGAAACAUCCUACCUUGAAGCAGUUUAUUAAGUAUACUCCCCACAUUCCCCCUCCAACCCAGAAAACAAGAAUGCAACCAAUCACCGCGAUGUUCUGUCUCCUCAGCGUGGCCGCGACGAUGCUUCUCCUUGCCGAAAGCAAGCCGGUGAUGCCGCCGUUUGUGGCGCAUUCGUAUGUCCGUUUGGGCGGACGGGACGAGGCGCGGGGCAACAAGAGCGACGAGAAUGCGGUGGCGUUCACGAGCUGUAAUGCGGACGGCUACGAGAUCCAUGGGGUCGUUAAUGCGAUGACCAUCACGCCUUGUCAACGAUCCUCCGCCAACGAUCAAUGCACUUUCAUCAGGGGCAGAAACUACACCAUCGAGCUCGACUUCCUGUCCUACCUCGACUCCCAGAACCCCAGGAGCUCGAUCGUCGCUGGUGACCCCAAGGAAGGACCCUACGCCUACUCUGGCCAAAGCUUCGCCGCUUGCAAGUACACCAAUUGUCCGAUCCAAGCCAAUGUAGCAUCGACAUAUGUAUACCAUUUCCAGACCCUAGCCUCUGACUUCAACUAUCUCACCUUCAACGUCACCAAUGACUUCUUUGGGCCCAGCUUGUUCUGCGCCGGCACGCCUGUCAACUUCCAGCAACAGGCUUGACCAGCUCCUCCUCACUCUUGUUUUCGCCCCUUCAAAGACCCCGCUCCAUUGGCGCCCCCCCCCCCCCCUAAAAAAACUCAUUUAAUUACCCGGCUCUCGUCGCUCUUAUCUCUGCUUCGACACUCCCUUCGUCGAAGAAAGGACAGUUUCUUUUUUUUCUUCUCCUCUUGUCACUCCCGCUCUCAUCCAAAUUGUUCUCCCCGUCUCUAUGAUCUUAUGAAGUGAAGUACCCCCCCCUGCCCUCCUAUUGACCUUAAUUAAUAAUAAUAAUAUGUUUUUUUUUUCUUUGAUGUUUCCUGUUUUGUUUCUUUGAUGUGUUUGAUCAUGAAUCUAUCUGUCGUGUUCCUUUUUCCAUUUUUUCUUUUGUUAUGAAAGGCUCUUGGGAAACAAACAGAGAGAGAGAGAGGGAGGAAGGUAUAAGAGUGAGUGGCCAG